Molecule: messenger RNA, 938 nt
Organism: Achroia grisella
Lineage: Eukaryota; Metazoa; Arthropoda; Insecta; Lepidoptera; Pyralidae
Gene: NC2beta
Product: protein Dr1
Exons: 3
Coding region: 104-658 (184 amino acids)
Biological process (GO): chromatin remodeling; positive regulation of transcription by RNA polymerase II; negative regulation of transcription by RNA polymerase II
Cellular component (GO): negative cofactor 2 complex
Molecular function (GO): general transcription initiation factor activity; TBP-class protein binding; core promoter sequence-specific DNA binding
Source: RefSeq, a predicted model, not a curated record
UAUACUUCCUCUAUAGCAUGGACUCAGUCACAGAGUAAAAUACAUAACAACAUAAGUGUAUAUUUUUUGCAUCACUAUAUUUUGUUUAUUUAUAUAAAUAAUAAUGGGAAGUCCAGAGCGCGAAUUAUGCCCUCCACCCUCAGAAGAAGAUGAUUUAACAUUACCUAGAGCCAGUAUUAACAAAAUGAUAAAAGAAUUGGUGCCAUCAGUACGAGUCGCAUUUGAAUCUAGAGAAUUAAUAUUAAAUUGUUGCACAGAAUUUAUUCAUUUACUAAGCUCAGAAGCCAACGAAGUCUGCAAUCAGAACAAUAAGAAAACUAUUAAUGCUGAACAUGUACUCACAGCACUAGAUAGAUUGGGCUUCAAUGAUUAUACAUUAGAAGCUGAAGCUGUUCUUAAAGAUUGUAAAGCUGUGGCAGCUAAACGAAGAAGACAGAGCACACGACUUGAAAAUUUGGGAAUACCAGAAGAGGAAUUGUUAAGACAACAACAGGAACUAUUUGCAAAGGCCCGAGAAGAACAAGCUAAACAGGAUCAACAACAAUGGUUGCUGCUGCAGCAACAAGGACUUGUUGGUACUGAGGGCACACCACAACCAUAUGUUCCACCACCUACAUGCAUUAAAAAUGAAGACGAUGAAGAUGAUGACUACUCCUAGAUACUGUUAUAGUCAACAUUAAUAUAUGCGUAUUAAAAACAAGCAAGUCCUGAUUAGUCUUGGAAAUGCAAGUUGAUGUUUAUCAGUUCUUUUUUUAAGCAAUUAAUAUAAAAUAAUAAUCAAUUCCAGAUAAAUAACAAAAAAUACUAAAAAAUGUGUAGGAAUAGAAAAUACUAAAUAUUGUUACUUAUAAAUUACUUAUUACUCUACACUAAGCAGCAUUUAAUAGUUAUUUGUAAUUAUAUAACAGAAACAAUACCGCAAUAAUAUAUAAUCAAUU